Manis pentadactyla (Chinese pangolin) is the source of this 1289-nucleotide messenger RNA. RefSeq names its product cell death inducing DFFA like effector c (gene CIDEC). Bases 166 to 873 code for a protein of 235 amino acids. Gene Ontology annotation, biological process: apoptotic process; regulation of apoptotic process. The transcript has 6 exons. The record is from RefSeq and is a predicted model, not a curated record. Lineage: Eukaryota; Metazoa; Chordata; Mammalia; Pholidota; Manidae.
UCCCCGGGGCUGAAGGGGAGGGGCUUCCCUGGAGCUGGACAUAAAAGGGAGUGAGGCCUGAUCUCAACCGGCCAAUACCAAAGGAGGUUAGGAGGCUGUGAGGGGGAGGCAAGGAGUUUGUUUCGGCUUCUGGAGAUCAGGUCAGACACCAUCCAGCUGACAAGGAUGGAAUAUGCCAUGAAGUCCCUCAGCCUACUCUCCCCCAAGUCCCUGGCCAGGUAUGUGGCAGUGAGCACCUCGGUGGUGAGCCAGCAGCUGCCCAGCUCGGAGGCCCCCAAGGCUCGGCCCUACAGAGUAAGCACUGCUGACCGGAAGGUGCGGAAGGGCGUCAUGGCGCACAGUCUUGAGGACCUCCUCUGCAAGGCCCAGGACACCCUGAUGCUUGCAGACAAGCCCUUCUUCUUGGUGCUGGAAGAAGACGGCACAGGUGUAGACACAGAAGAGUAUUUCCAAGCCCUGGCAGAUGACACACUGUUCAUGGUCCUCCAGAAGGGGCAGAAAUGGCAGCCCCCAUCAAAGCAGGGCACUAGGUACCAACUCUCCCUCUCCAGUAAGCCUGCCAAGAAGAUCGAUGUGGCCCGUGUAACCUUCAACCUGUACAAGAUGAACCCACAGGACUUCAUCGGUUGCCUGAAUGUGAAGGCAACUCUCUAUGGCACAUACUCCCUUUCCUACGAUCUACGCUGCUUCGGCGCCAAGAGAAUCAUGAAGGAAGCUCUUCGCUGGGCUUUCUUCAGCAUGCAGACCACUGGCCAUGUGCUGCUCGGCACCUCCUGUUACAUGCAGCAGCUCCUGGAUGCCACAGACGAAGGGCAGCCCCCCAAGGAUAAGGCCUCAUCCCUCAUCCCAACUUGUCUGAAGAUACUGCAAUGAAGGCCCAAGUCCUUGGAGGCCUUCCCCAGACAAGAACUAGACUGGAGACCCCAUGCUCAGCUAGUAACACCCAUAAGCUAGCAGCUAAAGAGCUUAUUAUCUCCCCACACCUCCCUCACCCGCACAGAACAAUGAAUGAAGUUGGGGGAAGGACAGGAAACCUUGGAUGACCAAAGGAGAACUGAGGAUUCUUAGCCUGGCCCAGCUCCUUCCUGCCCAAGGUAGCUUAGCUGACCAACACUGGUCACCAGCAAGCUAGACACGAAGUCUGCACCUCAGCUACCCAUCUUCACAUGCUGUACACUCCCUACCUCCUAGCCACUCCUCCCCAUCCCUAAUACUCCUGAGUGAACUGUCAAGCCUACACUAUAGUGCAUAUUAGAGAGUUUGCAAUAGAUUAUUUAUGCUGACACCUC